UGCUAGGCACAAAGCCCCAAAAGAAAAUGUAUAUAAAUAAGUUGUAAAAUGCAAUGUACAAUGCAUUAGCAUACAAAAUUAAGCGAAAACGCGGCAGCUAAAAGACGAACUUUAACUACAGACAAUUGCAAGAGGGCAAUAGGAAGACUGAACGGGAAUCCAAAGGCCGCACUGUAUGAACUAUAUAACAGUUUUGCUGUGCAAUCAGAGACCGACAAUGCUCUCGCGCCGGAGCAAGGAGAAAUCGCAGGCACACAAGGAGGGCGUGGUGGGGAAGUACGUGAAAAAGGAUACACCGCCAGAGAUACCGGUGAUCAAUGUGUGGACAUCGUAUGCGGAUGCCGAUGCUCAGCAGCGAAAAAAGAAAUCGCUGCAACGUUGCGCUAGCAGCUCACCCAGCUGUGAGUUCAAGCCGCUCAGCUCCAGCUCCAGUCGCAACACAUACUCGUGCACGGACAACGAUGCACAGCCCGAUUACUAUUACCAUGCACGGCGUGCGCAAAGCCAAAUGCCAUUGAAUGGUCAUGCUGGUCAUACUACACAUGGUCAUCAGUUUCGUGCCAGCAGCAAUCAGCUGAGUCACAGCGGCAACAACAACUAUGUAAACAUAGAACAAAUCGAGCGCAUGCGCCGUCAGCAAUCGUCACCUCUGCAGACGUCUACGGGCAGCUUUCAGCGAAAGUACUCUACGCAAAAGCAUUCGCAUGCUCAUCUGGCCAACAACAGUUAUGAUGCGGAUGCUAUGCUUAGUGCUUCCUAUGCAAAUAUGCUGCAAAUCUCACGACGACCGCCUUCGCCGGCGCACUACGCUUUGCAGCAGCAGCAACAGCAAAUGCUGCAGCAUCAGCAUCCACAGCUGCCACAUGGCUCCACGCCCUUUGGUUCGAUGCUGCGCUUUGAUGCCUCCACCAUGGCAGCCAAGGAGCAUCAGGCACGCUAUCCACAAGCCAGAACACAUCACCAACAGCAGCAACAGCAGCAGCAGCAGCAACAACAACAACAACAGCAGCAGCAGCAUGCACUUCAACAACAGCAACUGCAUAUGGGUGGCAGCUACUCCAGCGACGCAUAUCCCAUCUAUGAGAAUCCCUAUCGCGUAUCCUCGAUGCGUGUCACAUCAUCACAGCGCUCCGAGUCGCCUAUAUACAGCAACACCACUGCCUCCUCGGCUACGCUAGCAACCAGCUCACCACAUCAUCAUCUUACUGUGCCUGCCAAUGGCAUCAACAGUCGUGGCGGCAGCUUUGGCAGCGUGCGUGGCGCCUCCAGCUCAGUGCAAUCGCUUUAUGCGCCGCCUGCUUCGAAUGCUUCAGCUGACAGCAAUGCCAAUGGCUCGCUGGUGAAGGUGCCCUCGCAGCAGUCGCUCAACGAGAGCGAGGAGCUGCCACUGCCACCUGGUUGGGCCACUCAGUACACGUUGCAUGGACGCAAGUACUACAUAGAUCACAAUGCCCACACCACGCACUGGAAUCAUCCGCUAGAGCGUGAGGGCUUGCCUGUGGGCUGGCGUCGUGUUGUGUCCAAAGUGCAUGGCACCUACUACGAAAACCAAUACACUGGCCAGUGUCAACGACAACAUCCUUGCCUAACAUCCUACUAUGUUUACACCACAUCAGCUGAGCCACCCAAGGCCAUACAGCCUUUGUAUGCACCGCCCGCCAAUAUGCAUAAUUCGCUUGUGCCGGCUAAUCCUUAUUUGUUGGAGGAAAUACCCAAAUGGUUGGCUGUCUAUUCGGACGCUGACUCCUCCAAAGAUCACUUGCUGCAGUUCAAUAUGUUUAGUCUGCCAGAGCUGGAGGGUUUCGAUAGCAUGCUAGUGCGUCUGUUCAAGCAGGAACUGGGCACCAUUGUGGGCUUCUAUGAGCGCUAUAGACGCGCUUUGAUCUUGGAAAAGAACCGACGUGCUGGACACAAUAAUCAGCAAUGACAAUAAACGAAAUGUUUAGUUAUUUUAUUUACAAUUUUGGAAUACUCUUUAUAUGCAGUUAAAAAACUGCUAUUUCGACAUUAUA
Drosophila busckii is the source of this 2012-nucleotide messenger RNA. RefSeq names its product scaffold protein salvador (gene sav). Gene Ontology annotation, molecular function: protein binding; molecular adaptor activity. The record is from RefSeq and is a predicted model, not a curated record. NCBI's taxonomy places the organism in Eukaryota, Metazoa, Arthropoda, Insecta, Diptera, Drosophilidae. Gene Ontology annotation, biological process: hippo signaling; apoptotic process; regulation of cell population proliferation. Bases 176 to 1927 code for a protein of 583 amino acids. The transcript is spliced from 3 exons.